Molecule: messenger RNA, 3378 nt
Organism: Pestalotiopsis fici W106-1
Lineage: Eukaryota; Fungi; Ascomycota; Sordariomycetes; Amphisphaeriales; Sporocadaceae
Exons: 3
Coding region: 1-3378 (1125 amino acids)
Source: RefSeq, a predicted model, not a curated record
AUGACUCAGCACGUCAUCCGUCUCCUGGCCUUUGUUGCCAUUCUUUACGCCUUUAUGGCACUGCUCGGAGUCGACCUGGGCACCCUUGAGAUGCAUGACGCAUCCGAGGAUGUCAAGUGGAUCGUGCUCGCCUGGCCCUUUGCUGCCUGUCUUGCCUUUGGCUUGAUGGAAGGCAUCUGGUUCUGUGGCUUGUGCGCUUUCCUCUUGUACCUCUGGAUGACUAUACCGGCUCUCAUCUGCGGUACCCUGUUCCUCGUCGCCUCGGUUGUCCUUCUGGUUGGUGGUGGAGUGGCCUCCGCCAAGUACGGUGGUGUGCGCUGGCUCUGUUUCUAUGCCUAUGUCGCGUUCUUAGGCUUGAUUGAUGCAAUCAAGUACGGUCCGCAGGGCAUGGAGCGCUUGGUCUGGGUUGUCCAGUGUCAACUGGGCAUUCACCUGGGCCUAGGCGCCCUGGGUCUGGUUCUCUAUGUCGUCGUUGGUGUUUGCUAUGCUUUCGCCUUCGGCUUGAUGACCAGUGUCCCGGGUCGGGCCGUGCAGCAGUUCCUUGGCACUCUGCUCAAGGUUCUGUACCAGUUCGGAAAAGCUACGGUCACUCUACUGUGGACUUGCCUCCUGGCCUUUGUCCUCUGCUGCCAUUUCAUCCUCUUCGCCUGGUCUCGGUUCCCUGAUUCGCUACCUUGGAACCAGCCAGUUGCUCGUCCGUCGACGUCUUCGGACAUUCAUGUCGACAAUGACAGCGAUGAUGAGGAUGACGAUGAUAGCCACCAGCCUCCCCCCACUGGCAUGUCACGUUCGCUGACUUUCACGGAUAAGCACCUCGACUACGCCAGCGACACCGAGGAUGACGACUGGGACAAGGACUUUGACUUCGACUCCACGGACGACACUACUACGGAUGAAUCUUCUGAUGACGACCAGGGCUAUCGCAAGAAUCGUCAGAUGAACUCGCUAGGUUGUUCGACCUACGGGCUCCCUGAUGACUUCUACGAUUACUCCGACGAUGACAGCAGCGCAGCGGAUCCCAGCUCGCCAAUGAAAUCGCCGGAGCCUAUCAUCAGUGACAUUGUUUCUGUUUGCCAUACUCCCGAGGGUGCCGAACUUCAGCUGGACACAGAUUCAGAUGAUUCCGCAAGUGAGAUGGACUGGACGCCGUGCCCAGUUCGUUUCAAGUCGCCAGAGCAACCGGCAUCCAUCAACACGGCCGCUUCCCCUCUUCCGACAGCCCACGCCGUCGACUCUACGGCAAUGGCUGAGGAUAGCGUUGUCGACAUGAUGGAUGUCGAUGAACCUUCUCGAGCCUCUCUCGACCUGGUGGUUUCUACGCCUGAUCGUCGGCCAUUGACCUCGCGGUUGGCUGACAUGGUCGCGCAGAACUUCACUGAGAUUGAGGAGGCCGCGCCAACCACCUUUGCGGAGUGGCGCAACAUGACCCAAAAGCGUGUUUACACGCAGGAGGGUUUCAUGGCUGCGUCCACGGUACCCGCUCCGUCGCCAGUGCUGGCAUUGCCGCCGGUCACUCCAGUGACCACAAUGCCAGCCACCACGGACGUGGCAAUGAGCUUGGAUCCGACCGAGUUCAUUGAUGUGCAGGAAGUUGAGAUGGCUCUUGAUGAGCCGGAUCGGGAACUUGCACUUGUGCCGGCCGCACAAGACAUUCCGCUCCCCAUGGAGACGGACUUGGAAUAUGCUGAGCUGAACGGUUCAGACGCAAUGGAGGUAGAGCCUGUGGCGGUUAAUCCCGUCACGAUUCAGCCUCUUCUUGCAGAACCCGAGGUGAUGCAGACCUCCGAGGAGAUGUCUUGCGAUGAUUGGGAUGGCUUCGAGGAGGAUUUUGAAGAAGCAUGGGAUGAGCAUUUUGCCGAGCAACAGCAAAAUGCCUCCUGCGACCAAUUCGUGUUUGCGGGCGCUGUACCCCAGCAGCGAGUGGCACCGGCUUCAAUGUCGUUCUUUGGAGCCAACGCCACGAACACGAAUGAAGUCCAAGUCGACUUCAGUUUUGGUCCACGGCAAACUUCCGCAGCUCCAGUGUCUUGGUUUGGAACCACUGACACUCGGUCUGCUACAACAGCUGUGGCCAAUACUGUUGUUGACUGGAAUUUCGGGUCGCAGCCCGCUGUAGGUCAGCGGAACGAAACCAUGGCUGAGGAAGGUCAGUCUGCUGCCACAGAUGUGGCCAAUUUCGAUUUCGAUUUUGGUUCACAUCAGCAAGCGGCUCCGCUGGCCUUCUUUGGCGGCGAUGUUACCGAGCGUGCUGCAAGUAACAUCGCCAAUGUCGACUUCGUUUUUGGCUCACAGCAGCCGGCAGCUCCUGUGGCUUUGUUUAGUGCAAACGCCACUGAGUCUGUUGACAACAACGCUGUGGCCAAUGUCGUCGACUCUGGUUUCCGACCGCAGCCUACAACGGCUCCCAUGGCUUUCUUCGGGCCAAACGCAACUCAGUCUGCUGCCGCUGAGUUGCCCAUUGUCGAUUUCGGAUUCGGUUCACAGCAGCCAGCAGCUCCCGUGACUUGGUUUGGAGCCAACGCCACUCAGCCUGCUGCCACCGCUGUGGCCAAUAUCGACUUUGGUUUCGGUGCUAUCGGCUCCGCUGAUGCAUCAUCGUCUGCCGUUGUCCCUGCAGGACUCGGUUCCGUAGUCUCUUGGGCACAGCCAGUGCCUACUACUGCUUUUGUCUUCGGAUCGGAGCAGCAGCAAGAGGUGAUGAUGGAUGAGGACUGUGGGGAUGCUGCUGAAGAGGAGUCAAUUCCUUCUGUCGAGGAUCCAAGCGAGGAGGAGGGUUCUUUUGAGCCCGGCUCCCUUGAGGAAUUCUUGUUGGGCAACGACUCUCUUUUCGGCGAUGACGAUGAUGAUGACGGCUCUGCUCCUGGUCCGGUCUCCGCUAUGGAAGAGGAUGACCAUGACUCUCUCGCCUCUCUGUUUGGUGACGGUGGCGACAGUGACUCUCUCCCCAAAGAGAGUUCCGCUCCCACUGCCGCUGACACUGUAAUGGAUGCCGCUCCCGAGGACAAUGGCGCAAGCUGUUCGACUGGGUUUGGUGACCAAAACGUGUCCAGAGAGGAUGAGGUCGACUACAGCAUGUCAGACGACGAGCAGAGUUCGCAACAGCAGAGCUCACAGCACCCGGCCCCCCUCGCGCCGCAGACGCCAUACGUUGGUCCCGGGCUUCAGGAGCCCACAAGACGCAGUCGGUACGCGCCCGAUGCCAUGGAUCGUGAGAAGCCAACUUCUCACGAGGCAUUGAGAACUGCCGGCUUCCUUGUAGAAAAGGGCACACCGUCGCCUACUCCUACUCGGACUACGGGGGCACGCCAGCUGCAGCGAUUGACACCUACUUCCAAGAAGGUGAAGAUCCUGCUAAAGAAGCCUUCAAAGCCUGAGUAA